This is a messenger RNA of Cyprinodon variegatus (sheepshead minnow), 1462 nucleotides long. RefSeq names its product isoaspartyl peptidase/L-asparaginase-like. The transcript is spliced from 4 exons. The record is from RefSeq and is a predicted model, not a curated record. Gene Ontology annotation, molecular function: asparaginase activity. The coding region runs from base 181 to 771 and encodes 196 amino acids. Lineage: Eukaryota; Metazoa; Chordata; Actinopteri; Cyprinodontiformes; Cyprinodontidae.
AGCUGCCACCUCUGCCACCAGAUCCAUCUCACUCCCAGACAUCCAACAAAGUUCUUUUAAACACUGCUCAGAAUCCAAAAUCAUGGAGGCCAUUCCUUAUAAUCAUCGUUUUUCUUUUAAAUAAAUUUAACAUAUCUUCUACCUAUUUGCUGUUGUGGAAAUUUCCAGACGUCCCAUGUAAUGCUGACGGGCAGAGGUGCAAACAAGUUUGCAGAGAGCAUUGGGAUCACCAUGGUUCCUACAGAUAAACUGGUGACUGAAUAUGAGAGGAAGGAAUGGGAAAAACACAAGAAAUACAUCGCAGGAGUAAAUGAAGAAUUCAACACACAGUGGGCCCACGAUACUGUUGGGGCUGUAGCUCUGGACUCUGCAGGGAACGUUGCAUGUGCAACAUCCACUGGAGGGAUCAGAAAUAAAAUGCUUGGCAGAGUUGGAGAUUCUCCUGUCAUUGGCUGUGGAGGAUAUGCAGACAACAUCAGUGGUGCUGUAUCAUGUACUGGUCAUGGAGAAUCGAUUCUUAAAGUGACGCUGGCCAGACUCAUCCUUUCACAUGUUGAACAAGGGAAGUCAGUAGAAGAUGCCUCACAGUUGUCCCUGCAGCACAUGGGUGAUCGGGUCCAAGGAGCAGGUGGUGCCAUUGUAGUUUCUCCAUCAGGGCAGUGGGCUGCUGCAUUCACCACCAAGCGGAUGGCCUGGGCUGCUGCUGAAGAUGAUGUGCUGUGGUUUGGAAUAGACCCAAAGGAGAAGCUCAAAGAGAAACUGUCCCUGUAGAAGAUUUUGUUUUUAUUAUAUGUAUUUUUUUUUAUUAGAAAAUGAAAUGCACCUCUAAAACAGUUUUCUAUUUUUUAUUGGUGUUUUUUGGGAGAUGAUUUUUUGUUCCAACUAAGGUGUGUAAAAUAAAAAAAGUAUUUUACAAUAGUAAUCAAUAAAGCAACAUUGAAUAAGUUUUGACCAAAGUAUUUGUUGAAUAUGAGAUUUAUCAAAUUAUUUUUAUGGUCAAUGUAUAGCAUUUGGCAUAAUCCUUGUGAGCUGCCCUUCUCAAAAACUCACCUCUGUAACUUAAGACGGUUGGAUCCAUAUGACACCCACCUUAUCAGCGAUAUUGUUGGUUCUCUGAUGUGAGGGGUAAAUGUCGACCAGCCUUCACAAGGACCUACAUGACUAUUCAAUCUGCUAGUCGAAAGUGGUCUUCUACAAGAAUCCAAAACAUGGAGGGAGGCUCUUUAAUUUUGCAAUAUUUCCAGUUUGUUUUUGCUUCUAUGUAAGAAAUAUGAAGGAAAUGUUAUGAUUAGCCGAGACAACAAGCACUUCUAUGGUAUUUGCAAUGUUUUAACUUCUUUUUUUAUAUAAGAAAUUGUUUUUUUUUAGAAGUGGAUCUGUGGAAGAUAAACAGUCUUUUUAGAAUAAGAGUUUUUUUAGACAUUGUAUUGAUAACAUCUCCAUAUACUCUGUUUCACAGGUU